AAGAAUACAAAAGACAAAGUCAAGUAUGUGCAAAAUCUGUGAAAAGGCAUGGCGGAAGUACGCUUGGCUGCACAUGUUGGCAGCGCACACACCGACACGGCCUGCCUGCAUAUAAACACUGGCUGAGAUUAAAAACAGCAGGGCUGCGCCACAGUUGAAGCUGAAACGCAGAGAAGACACAGUCAUGUUGCUGGUGACGAGAGUGUUUCUACUGCUGGGUUUCGCCUCAGUGCUUCCCGCCGCCGGCAAAAAACGCUUGGUCCCUCUGCAGCUGGGGCAGGACAUCAGUCCGAGGGGAAAAACUGUGAAGCUGGUUCUGGAUCCCUCCGUCAACUCUUACCUCUCCUUCAGAUCUGCGUCAAACGUCGCCGACUUGUCUCUGUCGCCGUGGACAUACAUAGAUUCUUUCAACUCCUCCCGUUUACCCGAAAGGAUCUCGCAGGCCAACUGCAGCACAUCUGGUUGUCUGAACAUCCACGGGGGAGGGGAGGAUUUAACUCUGGAGGCCAAGCCCAUCAAAUAUCAGGUUCUGGUUCUGUACAGAAGCCGAAAGGAGAGAAAGAACAAGAAAGCGGGGAAGAAGGCCAAGAAGAAGUAUGUCUUUUUGCUGGGGACUGAAGAGAUCACAGUCGGCUGUACUUGUGUGAGACCCAGUGUGGUACCCCAACAGUAACAACAAGGCAUCCACCAAAUGCUCUGGGUACAGAUGUCAUUCCUGGCAUUUGUUGGGUGUACAUUUUUAGCUGACACAGGUGCAGUUGAGAAGGGAUAUUUACAUUCACUGCAUAAAAAGUAGAACAAUGAAUCAAUUAGACUAUACUUUUGCUAUUUUAGAUAAUUUUUGAUUGAUUUUUUUUCUAUCUGCUAAAUGCCAGAAUAAUGAGAAUUUUUUUACACCCAUUUCUUACCAAAACAUAAAGAUGAAUCAGGCUUGUUGAGGUUCACAGCUGUUUUUUGUGAUUCCUGAACCCUUUAUAUAAAAAAAAAAAAAAAAAAAAAAA
This is a messenger RNA of Fundulus heteroclitus (mummichog), 1001 nucleotides long. Its product is annotated as interleukin-17F-like. The record is from RefSeq and is a predicted model, not a curated record. Gene Ontology annotation, biological process: inflammatory response. Gene Ontology annotation, cellular component: extracellular region. Gene Ontology annotation, molecular function: cytokine activity. The transcript is spliced from 4 exons. NCBI's taxonomy places the organism in Eukaryota, Metazoa, Chordata, Actinopteri, Cyprinodontiformes, Fundulidae. Bases 185 to 673 code for a protein of 162 amino acids.